AUGGAGCCCCCGGUCCAGAUCUUCCGCGGGGAGCCGGGUCCCACCUGCCCCCCGAGCACCUGCCUGCCCCCCAACGGCAGCGGCUGGCCGCCGGGCUGGGCCGAGAGCGACGGCAACAGCAGCGGGGGCUCCGAGGGCGCGCCGCUGGAGCCCGCGCACAUCUCUCCUGCCAUCCCGGUCAUCAUCACCGCGGUCUACUCGGUGGUGUUCGUCGUGGGCUUGGUGGGCAACUCCCUGGUCAUGUUCGUGAUCAUCCGAUACACAAAGAUGAAGACAGCAACCAACAUUUAUAUAUUUAACCUGGCGUUGGCGGAUGCUUUAGUUACUACAACCAUGCCCUUCCAGAGCACCGUCUAUCUGAUGAAUUCCUGGCCAUUUGGGGACGUGCUGUGCAAGAUUGUCAUUUCCAUUGACUACUAUAACAUGUUUACCAGCAUAUUCACCUUGACCAUGAUGAGUGUGGACCGAUACAUUGCUGUGUGCCACCCCGUCAAGGCUUUAGACUUUCGCACACCCAUGAAAGCAAAGAUCAUCAACAUCUGUAUUUGGCUCUUAUCGUCAUCUGUCGGCAUAUCCGCAAUAGUCCUUGGAGGGACCAAAGUCAGGGAAGACGUGGAUGUCAUCGAGUGCUCCUUGCAGUUCCCGGAUGACGAGUACUCCUGGUGGGACCUCUUCAUGAAGAUCUGUGUCUUCGUCUUCGCCUUCGUGAUCCCUGUCCUCAUUAUCAUCAUCUGCUACACCCUGAUGAUCCUGCGCUUGAAGAGCGUCCGUCUCCUCUCUGGCUCCCGAGAGAAAGAUCGUAACCUCCGUCGGAUCACCAGGCUGGUCCUGGUGGUGGUGGCGGUCUUUAUCAUCUGUUGGACCCCCAUUCACAUCUUCAUCCUUGUGGAGGCCCUGGGGAAUGCCUCUCACAGCACCGCUGCCCUCUCUAGCUAUUACUUCUGCAUCGCCUUGGGUUAUACCAACAGCAGCCUGAACCCCAUUUUCUAUGCGUUUCUGGAUGAAAACUUCAAGCGGUGUUUUAGGGACUUCUGCUUUCCAGUUAACAUGAGGACGGAGCGACAGAGCACCAGUAGAGUCCGAAACGCCAUUCAGGAUCCUGCUUACAUGAGGGAUGUUGAUGGGACAAAUAAACCAGUAUGACUAGUCGUGGAGAUGUCUUCCUACAGUUCUUCGGGAAGAGAAGAGUUUAAUGAUCUAGGGUUAACUCAGAUCAGCACCGAAGUCUGAGAUGGAAAGGUAGAAUCUUUAACAAACUUUUAGAAGUCUCGUGGUCUGAAGUCCUACGAUGCUGGCUGGGUUAGCGACCCAGGUCAGCGGAAGCAUCGAGGCUGUAGGGAUGGGGUGGAGAAGACUUGAGUAAGCGAAUCCAGCCCCUUUCUAGGGCAGGGAAGCACGGCUGAUUCUGGGUUCCCUUGAUGAACAAAGAAAUAAGCCUUUUCUCUUCUGGUUACCUAAAUUUAGUCCGGGCCCCACCUGCUGCGGCCUUCCCGUGCAAUGCGGUUCCAAAAGCUCUGUUGAGGAAAAAAGACAGGACAAGACAACACCUCGGUUUCAGAGCUCAGUGGGCCUCCAAUCCAGAUGCUUGACGUUGACGACGACCACCUGAAUACAAACAAGGACCGUUCCUAG
Panthera uncia (snow leopard) is the source of this 1632-nucleotide messenger RNA. It is a transcript of the gene OPRK1, whose product is annotated as opioid receptor kappa 1. NCBI's taxonomy places the organism in Eukaryota, Metazoa, Chordata, Mammalia, Carnivora, Felidae. Gene Ontology annotation, molecular function: neuropeptide binding; dynorphin receptor activity. Gene Ontology annotation, biological process: G protein-coupled opioid receptor signaling pathway; sensory perception of pain; neuropeptide signaling pathway. The transcript is spliced from 3 exons. Gene Ontology annotation, cellular component: neuron projection; membrane. The record is from RefSeq and is a predicted model, not a curated record. Bases 1 to 1143 code for a protein of 380 amino acids.